AUGGAGUACAGAAUAUUUUACAUCUCCAAUCCGCUUCUUUUGGAGACAUAUGACCUGAGAUGUGCACAUCAGCAAGACGGGUACAUUUCGUUUGCCUACAAGUUGGAAAGCUGGUUAUACUUUAUGCGUAGAUUCGCUUGUGAAGAUAUCAUACAUAUCUCGUGGCAAAAUGUAAAGUUCUAUUUAAUCCUGGCAAACGAUCCAGGCCUGUUUCCUGGAUAUGCCUUCAUUCCGGGAAGUGUCAAAAUCAUUGCAGAAUGCCUUUUCAAUUUGAGCGGAUCGAAACUGAUGCUUCAAUGUUUGCGGUUUAAAUCGAACUUCAAGUUUUUGGUGCUCAAAAACGCGCUUUCAUAUCCGAUGUCGAUCAACGAGGGAUUGUUGGAAUUUUUCGACAAAGUUAAAUGGCUGCCAUCUGCUGCUAACUCGGAAUUUUUGGCAAACAUCGAUGCAAGCGUGCACGAGGACGAAAUUUCUCCGAUUUUCAAGCUCAAAGUUUGCAAGCUAAUCGAGACCAUGGAGGAGGCGAUGUUUGCUUCAUUCAACCUCGUGUUUCGAGCCUCCAGUAUGAAGGUCGAGGAAAAGGACCCCGAAGUUCUGUCCAAGCUCCAUGUUGAGGCGCCUUCUUUGCUGGAGCAAUUUAUGCGGUCAAUCGAUCAAAUUUCGAAAAUCAGGUCAAAGCUUCGUCUGCUCGCCAGUAAGGGUCUAUUGACGUUCAAUCCGCCAAUCCCGCUUCCCUUUGACUGCUCAAUCAACGUGGUUGAAAUUAUCCCAGGUCUUUACUUGCCUUUAAUUCUAGACUCUCUACACAUAUACAAGAGCCAGCAAUCUCCAUUCCGUAUCUCGUUUGUGUUAGAUACGGGCCAACCAUACUCAAUUAUAUUUAAGGCUGGCGAUAACCUUUCCAUUGAUCGGGGAGUACUUGUGUUCAUCCAAUGGUGCGAGCGACUGAUAUCAAAAUAUCUGGAGGAGCCGGGCUUCUCGGUACGCAAAUACAACGUUCUCCCCAUUUCUUCUCACCCUCGUCUUGAGGGAAUCAUAGAAUGCAUUGAUUCUGAAAAUCUGGCCGCAAUCUUGGACAGAGAUGACUACUCGUUGAUUCCAUAUUUUCUCCGGAAGCUUUCCGAUUCCUUUGAUUUCCAGCAAACGCAAUUGGGCCCCGAUGGCCUCCUCCCGUUUAUACGGAACUUUAUCGACUCUUGCGCAUUUUAUUGCGUCAUCACGUUUGUUCUUGGCGUUGGCGAUAGGCAUUUGGAUAACAUUUUGCUUUCCAAAGAUGGUAAGAGCAAGUCGGUUCGCUUAUUAGGGCAUUUAGGCGAGCUAUUCCACAUCGAUUAUGGCUAUUUGUUUGGAAGAGAUCCAAAACCAUUCGCACCUCAAAUGAAGCUGUGCAAAGAGAUGGUGGAGCCGCUUAAAAUGAAAAUCUCGAUUUUCACCUGCAACAAUGACAUGGCUGAGGGAGAGUUGUAUCCGAUAUUUGAAAACAGGUGUCUUCAAUUUUUUUCCAUCCUUCGAAGAAACACUCGUGAACUUUUGGUUGCCUUGAAGGGAAUCACCCUUGUGGAUAACUUUUCCUGCGUCGGCGGCUACAAUGUGGACCCAGAAGAAUUUGUAUUGAAAAGACUGUAUAUAGAGGUUGCAAUUGCAGACCCCAAUCCCCUCUUUAAACACACGGACCGCUCCAUUGAUUGCUUCGAUGAUUUUCUUUAUGUAUACAACGAAGAAAAAGCCCUUGAAAAGUUCCAGAAAGACAUUCAAGAGGCCAUAAAUAAUUUAUUUCCCAAGGUUAUCGAUACCCUUCACAGGUGGUCGCAAUAUUGGAAAAAAUAA
Messenger RNA from Mitosporidium daphniae, 1827 nucleotides. Its product is annotated as phosphatidylinositol 3-kinase. The coding region runs from base 1 to 1827 and encodes 608 amino acids. Gene Ontology annotation, biological process: endocytosis; autophagosome assembly; phosphatidylinositol-mediated signaling. The record is from RefSeq and is a predicted model, not a curated record. Gene Ontology annotation, cellular component: phosphatidylinositol 3-kinase complex, class III, type II; membrane; endosome. Gene Ontology annotation, molecular function: 1-phosphatidylinositol-3-kinase activity. The transcript has 3 exons. Lineage: Eukaryota; Fungi; Microsporidia.